This is a messenger RNA of Corvus hawaiiensis (hawaiian crow), 7115 nucleotides long. RefSeq names its product TINCR ubiquitin domain containing (gene TINCR). The record is from RefSeq and is a predicted model, not a curated record. The transcript is spliced from 4 exons. NCBI's taxonomy places the organism in Eukaryota, Metazoa, Chordata, Aves, Passeriformes, Corvidae. Bases 1749 to 2441 code for a protein of 230 amino acids. Gene Ontology annotation, molecular function: protein binding.
CUUUUUUCAUUUGUUUCAGGCAGGCAAGAAGGUGCUUUACAGGCUGUAAGGGUUCCUUUAUUUUUCCUUUUCUCUCUGAGGGAUUGUUUGGGCUGAGCAAAGCUUGGCAAGGUUGGUGUGUAAAUAUGAGAGGAUACCAGCAGGAAAUGAAGUUGGAUUGUUGGAGAGUGUGCUCAUUCCUUUGGCAGCAGGCUGCAUGGGAAGCUUGUCACAGCAGGCAUCUGAACAGACUGGGAGUGGUCGGACCUGUGGCCUGAAGUCUGGCAGGUCUCAACAUUUUCUAUGCCGUCAAUCCCUGCUCCUUUUUUGUGGCCCAGCAGUCCACUGAGACCCACAACAUGGCCCAUUUCACUAGCUGGGAAAAACAGACACUUUCUAUCCCCCAGUUUCUCCUGCAGCUCCUGCUCUGCUCUAAACUUCAGUCAUAAAAGAUCUCCUUCCUCUUUCACACUGACUGAGCUCCUACUCCUCAUAUACAAAGCUGCAUGUGUCAAGGCUAGAAGCAGUUCAAAGCAGAAGAAAGAAGCUGUUGACAAUCCUUUACCAAAGUCCUUCAUUUUACUAACGCAAGAGCAGCUCCUUUUCAGUGAAGAGCAGACCCUGAACUCAACUGUCUUGCAGUACUUUGGUCUGAAAAUACUGGUCUAUGUUGAGAAGAAUGGACGAGGGAAUUAAUGCCUGUAAUAUGGGCUGCAGAGAAGUUACCUAUAAGGUAAGAGGGUGACUUGAUCUCUUUGAGAAAAAGAGAAAAAAAGGCUUCCUUAUCUUCAUGGUGUUUGCUCUGAAGUAUCAUCUUGUGACUGCCAGUCUGCCUUGCAGGAUUGGUCAGUUCCAGCCUGUGGCUGGUAUCAGUUCCUUCCUUUCACAGGUGGCAUUGUAUUUCCCAAAGUAUGGCUGGUUCCUCUUGGCACUUCGAGGCCUCUGUGCCACCUCUUUGCCUGCUGUGCCUGCAGCCCCGUGGUGCUGAUCCCACUCACGUGUUGAGCAGGAUACGAUCGGCCCUGCAAUUAGACAGCAAUCUGAAAGGAAGAGGAAAUCAAGACGAUGCACCAGCGAGGAGCACGUGUGAGUCAAUAUCAGGUAUCUGAGGGUAUGAUGAGGAGUGAGUGAGUCCUACCCCUUCUAGAGGGUCCCACAUCAUUUGUGAACAGUAACUGUGCAGAUCUCCUGGGGGAAUCUGCAUUGCAAUGAUGAGGGGUGUUCACACAGCCAGGCUCUAUCUCUUCAGGGUGCUCUGGCUCUCCUCUGUGAGGAAUUUGUCACUAUGCAGCUGUACUUUUCUUCAUUAAAGUAGCCACGUUAAGUAGCUGUGAGGUUGCUAAAUGCCUACUUUGCUAACUGAUCUUCUCCCCAGCUGGCAGCUUUUUAGAGCAGGAGACAUGAGGUUGCUAAACCCAUUCAUUUCUCACAUGCACUCAUGUUUCUAAUGUCUGUGGAGAUCCGGCUUUAAAAGUCCUCUGCGAGCUAUUGGAAUGAAGAGCACUUCAUGAAGACAUUGUAAUUAUUAUGGGAUUCAGGGGUGUGUGGAAAUGACUCAUAGAGAUGUUUCCCAGCCAGCAGGCUCAUGGAGCCAGGUGAGCUCUUCCCUGGAAUGUGAAGCAUGCAGCGUGGCAACUGGGAGAAACAGGUUUGGCCGGACAUUUUAAGUUGUUCGCAGCAGACAGCCUCUUCAGAGCCACAUCCCUGCUUUGCUGAUCUCCCAGCUGGAUGCUCCGCUCUGCCACACUGGCCCUGCUGAGCUGGAGAGGAUGGACACGCUGCGCAGGAGCCUUUCUCGAUGGAAGAGGUACCACAUUAAGGUGCACCUGGCUGACGAGGACCUGAUGAUGCCCCUGACGGUCAGGCCCAGGGACACAGUGAUGGACCUACGGGCUCUCUUGGUACGGGAGGGCAUCACUUCCUGGAAGAAGACAUUUUAUUACAACUCCAGGCAGCUCGAGGAGCACGAGACUCUCAAAGAAGCCAAUAUCCAGAACGGUUCUGUCCUCCUUCUUGUCAGCAAUAAAAGCGCAGUUGCUGCCUCUCUUCAGAGCAGGAAGAGCUGGUUUGGUUGCUGUCCUUCAAAUGAUGCAUCUUAUCACAUGGGAAAAAGUAGGAUAAAACCCACAAACCACCUAGAAAGAGCCACAGGACCAGCAUUAAAGAGGUGUGGACAAGAGCAAGGACCAGCAUUGGAAGGUGUAUUAGGUCCUGAGUGUAUUGCAAGAUGGAGAAGUUUGCAACUCCACAAUGCUGCUCUGUGGAUGGGGCUGCUUCUUGUUGGGACUGUUACCUUUGGGAUCCUGCUAUUGACGGAGCAUCGCAGACGGGAUUAUCCAAAGCACUGCUGUUUACCUCCACCUUGGAGCUGCAGCCAGGCCUUUCCAGUAGCUCCUUCUCUUGAGCUUCACGAGCAGAAGACAAGCCUGGGCAGGUCAUCUCCACCAGCUGCUGUGUUCUAGUCAGGCAGCUCAGGCUGGGGUACGUUCCAGUGGCUCUUCUGUGCUUCUCCUGUACCUGAGACACACAUGCAUCAAAUGUUUCAGUUUACAGGGUCAUCAGCCUGGCAGCUUUCCUCAGCACUAAAUUUACUUUUUAAAGUUACACCAGUGUUGUAUCCAGAGGGAAUGGAGGAACAGAUGCAGCUUGUGAAGUCUGGCUUUAAUUCACCUGCCUCGUUUAAUUUCCUGCCCUGCCUACUAAUCAAUGAGUCUGCACUAGCAGCUCUGGGAAUACCAAGGUUUUUCCAUAUCCGGGAGAAUUCAACACAGUGGCUGAGCUCCUGAGGUCUCAAGCAGGCCAUGUCACAUCUCCUUUGAGGCUGUUUCAUUAUGGAUUUCCCUCCUCCAGAAGCACUUGCAAACACUCUCCAGCCCAUGGCAGCUGCACCUCAUUUCCUUGCAGGGCCUGCUGGCACAGGGCAGCUGUGUCAUAUUAUCCCCUCUUAGCCUAUGUGGCAUUUCCUCCUGGAAGUGCUCUCCUUGAAGAUUUUCAGCUCCAGGCCUUGCUUUUCAGGGCCACACGCUUCUUUCUGGGGCUCUGUGCCCAUCUGCCAUGCUAUGUCAGACACGCUGCUGGGGCCAUUUGGGUCUUGUCACCUCCCGGGGCUUCCAGUGGGACCAGCAGAGCCUGGCAGGGGCUCCUUUCUCCCUCACAGGGCCCUGAGCGUGUCACUUCCAAGUGUCCCUUCUUCAAGGACAGUAGCACCAUCUCAGCUCAAUGGUGCUGUCAGGCACUGCCUCAGACAUUCAGGGCUGUCAGGAAGCACCAGUGAAAGGGUUUCUGGCACUUUUGCUUUGUUUAAGCAGAAUUCCACUGUCCUGGGUUUUUUUGGACUCCUGUUAAUUCCAGGCAGUGCUGCUCUGUUGCUUAAUCAGCCGGUGUCAAAGCCCUGGGAGACAGGAAGGCUGCCUUUGCCUGGUAGUACCUAUUUUGUGACACUGCUGCUUUACCUCACUUAUUAUGAUCUGUACCAGAUUGCUCUUUGCCUGCUAAAAUGGACAAUUAGGAUCCAGUUGUAAUGCAAAUCACACGGUGGAAUAAAAACAGUGGGGAACAAAAUCCCAAAUAGGUAUGUCAGCCUUUGUUAUGGCAUGAUAGCUUCAACUCUGCUCCUGCUCUGUGAAGGAUCAGGAGGAGAGAGCCUGUUGUGCCUUUGUGUUUUAUAGGCACAAGCUCGAUGUAAGGCUGCCUUUAGGCACUGGCGGCCCUGAUAAUGUGUGUGUGCAAACCUAACAGACAGAUUCCGCCUACGCUGGAAAUUUGAUGAUUGUCUUGUUUUUUCAAGGCUCUGUUUUAUAUACCACAGGCCAAACCCAUGGGGUAAUUGCCGUCUCUGCGCAGGGCUGAGAUCACGUGGUGAGAGAGAAGCAUAGAGAUGCUGAAAUUUCAAUCUACCACAUAAUGUGCCCCUAAUCCUGAUGGCCUCGUAAUUGUGAUGCUGUCACUGGUGUCAUUGCGGUUGUUCUUGUCACUGUUUUCCCAUGUUUAGUGCUAAAUGUUGUAAAUGAAGAGAAAUAUUUAAAUUUGUAAAGGAAUCUAAAUUUACUGUGGAAUUAAACACACAGGAGCCUGAAAAGUCAAAUGGAAGAGGUAUGUCUUCAUUUCAAAUGGCAAGUCAUAGUGAUGUAAAGCUAUAUUUUGUUGAUACAGCUGCUUUUACUGCAGAUCUGCUUUGCAUUUCCCCAGGCCAUGGGUAACAAAGAAUGAGACUGAAUGUCUUCUCAUCUUUGAGGACUGAGUGUUAGGAAUAUCCGUGUUCAUAAAGUGUUAGAGCUGGCAAUCAGGAGGUCAGUGUUGUAAGGGAUACCUGAACUUGUGUACUACUUGUGAGAUCCAGAGUGAGAACAAUGCCUAUCCAUAUCUCAUGGAAAUCGUGGCUUCCAGAGGACAGCAAGGAACAAGUGUGAGAGGUGGUGAAGCCAGAUGGAUGAGCUCAGUUCAAAGUCCUCCUAGAAGCUAUGGCAACGUAACUUGUAUAUCUACUCAGAAAAGCCUUUGCAACUACCAUAAAUGACUUUAAAUGGCCUUAUUUUCCUGCUAGCAGUGAAAUAAGCAGCUUCAAUGGGGAGGAGUAAAUCCACUUGAUUACACAUGUUGCUGGGAGUAACACUCUUAUUGGUUAUUACUAAUAACCCAAUUUAUUACUGGUAGCGCGGCUGCUGAAACAGGCAGCCUUAUCUGCCAGGGGAUAACUGUACUGCUCCUAAAUUUCCAAUUACAAUGGAACAAGGGGAGUCAGAAGGGCCUCAAGGAAGGAAACUCAGUAGGAAGCAAAGUCAACAUGGAGCACUUUGGUUAUAAACAAUGUGUGAUAAAUCAAAUGUAUCGGGGACAAUCUAUCUUUGGAGGAGGAUUUCUGCCAGGCAAGGCUGAGCUCUUUCCAUCCUGAUGCUUUCCUAAGGCCAGCCAUGGUGUUUGUGUGUCAGGUCAUGGAGGUGUUGGCUUGCUGGCUAAUCUUCUGGAGGAAAGAGGGGCUUCUAGACCUUCGAUGUGCAAAGUGGCUCAAGCUCAGGGCUUCAGUCCAGGAUUUAGAUGAAAUUUCUCCAUUGAAACCAAUGGCAAAGUACCUGAUCACCACAGCAGGAGUGUUCUCACACAGCAACGCCCUGGGAAAUUCUCUCUUGGAAUAGAUCAGAUUCUCCUCUUAUUUAUGCAAUUAUAAAUUCAGUGUAGCUUCAUUUGAAACAACUGUUUUCAUCCAAUGCAAAUAAGAUCAAGAUCUGGCCCAGGCUGCUUUUGUACACAACGGGAACUGACUGAAUUACGGAAAACAGGAAACAAAUCUAAUGUAAAUCUGAAUGGAAAUAUCAUGCUCUCUGUUACAUCAGAAUAAAUUGGAAGGAAGUCUGUUGAUGCUAGUGGAAUUCAUCUGGAUUUACACCAGACUGUGGCUCAGCAUUUGUCAGUUGGCUGCACACCGACAUCAAAACUCAAACCAUGCCACCUCAUCUGAAUAGCUUUGAACAUUUCUCCCUUUUCCUUUAUAUUUAAGCAGUUGCCUCUGCAUUCCGAUGGCUGAUUAGCCUUUUCAAACAAAUAAACCCCUACAAACAGGCAUCAACAAAUAAGCCUUGCUCUCACUACCAUUUGCAGAAUCUUGAUGAUGAAUAUGAAGCACUGAGCUUGGGUUUAGAGUCACUUAAACUUGCCCCUGCUCUUCUGUGUUCCCACUUUAGAACAGCAGGAUUGAGCUCACGAGGGGACAGAUCUUGACAAAAUCACUCUGAUUUCCCCAAAGGAGGGAAAUCCCAAAGGCAAAUUCAUCGCCUGCCCACCAGCACUGGGAAGGGCCAGCAGUUUCCUAGGAUGCACAGGAUUUACCCUUCAGUAUAUCAGCAAAAUACUGUCGUUCUUUCACUCUUGCUGUCUUCAGGCAGAUGGUCAGAAUGGAGCCCAAACCCUCCCUAAUGGAUCUAAUAGGGAAUCUGAUGCAUUUAAUAGGGAAUCAUGUCAUGCUCUGUUUCCACAGGCAAGUUCCUGUGCAGGGGAGCAUGGGAACCGGUAGGUGCUUUUCAUGGGAAAGCAAGAGGGUUAAUUAAUGCCUGAGCAACAAAUUUGACUCUCUGAGUGAAAGUCACUGGAAAAACACAAUGUCUGAGCAGGAGCAUAGCCACAUCAGCCCUUCCCUUGAAUCUUGUAUACCCCAGCUUCUUACUUAAUUCAGUUUUUAAUCUGUGCUCAUGUUUCUCUUCAGAUAAUUAGUAAAAUGCAUCUUAAUUAAAACAAGAGGAGGAGAAGAAGACACAUAAACAAAUGAAAGCCCUAAGUCAAUGGGAUUCAGGGAGGGGCAAAUCCAGUAUUCAAAUACAAAUCUUGAGGCAAACAUGAUAGUAACAGUUAUGGAGUUAUCAAAGGUAAAGACUUUUCUGAAAGUUGGAUAACUGUUUGCCGGUACACCCUUCGGAAAAAAAGGGACUGGCUAGAGCCUGAUGUCUGAGUACCACAGAGCCUGACCUGAAAUCAGUCUCCUGGGGAAAAGAGCUGGGGGAGCUGUGUGGUCAGCAGUCUUUGUUUUUCUAUUUCUCUGUCACUGAUUUUCCAUGUGAUCCUCACAAAAUUAACUGGGCAAGAUUUUUACAAGUGGCCCCUGUCUGUGGUUGCUAUAAUGUGUAGAUGUUCAACCUGAGAUGUACCUGAUCACCCUUUGCUGCACCAUUAGCAACAGAGCACAUGUGGAUCUCAGCCACAGGAUCUGAAUGUGCCAGGCACUACCUCUCAGAGUCCUUAUGUUCCCAUCUGUAAAUUGAUAUAAUAAAUACUUUCCUGAUUUUAUAAAGCUAUUAAAGCUAUUAAAUGAAACAGAGGCUUUGAAAGACCUGUGAUUACUAUGGCUUACUUUUGCUUGGGCUUAUUUCUAAGCCUGUGCUCAAGGCCAGGCUGGAUGGGGCCCUGAGCAGCCUGGUCUAGUGAGUGACAUUCCUGCCCAUGGCAGGUGGUUGGAACUGAAUGAUCUUUAACGUCUCUUCAAACCCAAACCAUUCAGUGAUUCUAUGAUUCCUGCAGGUGAGCUCUGCCUAAUUUGUGAGAGCUUUCUCACUACUGCAGACCCUGUGUUGAAUGCAAUGUUUUUGCUAUCUUGUUUCUGUCCUUCACAGUAUCACCUGAAUGAAAUAAAUGCCCACAGCUAGGAUGCA